AUGGCUUCUUCAUAUUGUAGUUCCUUUUUUCUUCUGCUUUCUCUCUUCUUUGCCUUCAGCACAUUUGCAUUUGGUGGGAAUUUCAACUCUGAUUUUGACAGUCUCUUUGGAGAUGAGAGGGUUGACAUAAAAGAUGAUGGCAAUAGCAUGUCCCUCAUAAUGGACAAAUAUUCUGGCUCAGGCGUCGUUUCCAAGAAUGAGUAUUUGUUUGGACGUUUUGACAUGCAAAUCAAGCUUGUUCCAGGAAACUCUGCUGGAACCGUCACUGCCUUUUACCUAAGCUCUCUAGGAUCACAACAUGAUGAGAUUGAUAUAGAGUUUUUGGGCAACUUGUCUGGUGAUCCUUAUCUGCUCUCAACCAAUGUAUAUGCCAAUGGUAAUGGGGGUCGUGAGAUGCAAUUCUAUCUUUGGUUUGAUCCAACAGAGGACUACCACACAUAUUCCAUUGAUUGGAACCCCCACCGCAUAAUAAUUUCGGUGGAUUACAUUCCCAUCAGAGUGAUGCACAACAGGCAAAUGAUUGGUGUUCCAUUCCCUACAAAACAACCUAUGAGGGUUUACACAACUCUUUGGAAUGGAGACUCUUGGGCUACUAGAUGGGGUGAGGUGAAGAUCGAUUUGUCAAAUGCUCCAUUCAUUGCAGGUUUCAAAAACUUCAAUGCCAAUGCUUGCAUAGCAAAGCCAGGUGCAGAUUGCACAAGUUUCAAUGGUGGAAAAAGUAGAGGUCUUGAUUAUGAAAGCAUGAACAAAAUGCAAACGGUCCAUUCGAAAUGGGUUAUUUAUGACUAUUGCAGCGAUUUAAGACGUUAUGCUCAUGGUCUUCCAUAUGAAUGCCGCAAGGACAAUCUAUUGGAAUCCGUAUAG
Gastrolobium bilobum is the source of this 864-nucleotide messenger RNA. Its product is annotated as xyloglucan endotransglucosylase protein 1-like. Gene Ontology annotation, cellular component: cell wall; apoplast. The coding region runs from base 1 to 864 and encodes 287 amino acids. The transcript is spliced from 3 exons. Lineage: Eukaryota; Viridiplantae; Streptophyta; Magnoliopsida; Fabales; Fabaceae. Gene Ontology annotation, biological process: xyloglucan metabolic process; cell wall biogenesis. Gene Ontology annotation, molecular function: xyloglucan:xyloglucosyl transferase activity; hydrolase activity, hydrolyzing O-glycosyl compounds. The record is from RefSeq and is a predicted model, not a curated record.